Messenger RNA from Oxyura jamaicensis (ruddy duck), 2660 nucleotides. RefSeq names its product basal body orientation factor 1 (gene BBOF1). The coding region runs from base 5 to 1549 and encodes 514 amino acids. The transcript has 10 exons. NCBI's taxonomy places the organism in Eukaryota, Metazoa, Chordata, Aves, Anseriformes, Anatidae. The record is from RefSeq and is a predicted model, not a curated record.
UAAGAUGGCGGCCGGGCGGCCGGCGCCGAGCCCCAGCGGCUUCUCCUGCUCCCGCGCCUCGGCUGAGGCGGCCGCUGAGGCGUUGCCGUGGGAGGUCCGGCUGGCGGCCGCCGAGGCGUCCCGGGCCGAGUACCGCGCGGCGUCCCGCCUGCUGGCCAGGAGCAACGCGGAGCUGCUGUGGCGGCAGCGGCGCCUGGAGAAGGAGGCGAUGGCCGUGCAGGGCGGCCUGGCCAGGCAGGGCCAGGAGAAGGAGCAGGAGAUUGAGAAACUGAAGAAGGAGCUGAUUGAUUUGAAACAGCAAGCACAAGAAGUGAACAAGAAACUGGCAGACUAUUAUGCCCAACAAAUAAAAGAACUGGAGGAGAAAUUUAAUAAAAAAGUUGGAGAAAUUGGCCAAAUUCAAUCAGAACUGAAAUUAAUAAAGGAAUUUCACAGGGAGAAAGCGGCUAUGGAGAAAGAACUGGAAGAUUUAAAAAAGAGUAUGAAGAUCUCAGACAGGAGACAUCAGGAAGCGCUUGUGAGACUGGAGAAGAGGUUUCUUGAAGAGAAGAAAAGACUGGAAGAGGAUGCUGAGAAGAAGCUAGUAAUGAUGACAGAAACUGCCCAGCGUGAGGCUGUCUUGCAGCUGAACAGCACUGGGAGAGAGGUGCUUAAGGAGAACAUUCGUCUUCAUGGUGCUUUCUCCUACAAUCUGAAAGAGAAUAUGGAAUUGCAGAAAACGAAACAGAAGUUAGAGGAGGACAAAACUCUUCUGUUACUGGAGAAGGAAACCAGCGAGGGUUUGAUUCGAAAAAAGAUCCUACAGAUCAACCAUCAGAAAGCACAGAUUAGAGAUCUGCAGUGUAAAGUGGAAAAACUGGAGAUGGCCUUAUGUCACAUGACCAGAGAAUUUGAGACAAAGACUGAAAAAACACAGCAUCAAGCACUGAUAGAAAACCAGGCGAGCAUAGUGGAGAUCAAGAAACUGCAGCAAUUACUGGAAAUGAAGGACCAGGAGAUGAAUCGAGUGAAGAAACUAGCCUGGAAUAUCUUAAAUGAGAGGACUGAGGUGGAAAGGUUCUUCCUAGAUGCUCUGGAACAUGUGAAGCAGGAGAUCAUAGCCAGUAGAAAGCACUAUUAUGAAAAGGCACGGGCUGCCUAUUACAGAAAAAUGAUGGAGGCAUGUGCAGGGACCGAAGAAUUUCCCAAAAUCAAAACAUUCAAAGGCAACAUAAACAGCACAAACAGUGUGUAUAGAGACCUAGAGGAAGCUGAGAAAUGCUACUGGGAAAAAGUACAGUUUGAAAAAGUGGAUAUCAGUGAGUUGACAUGGGAACAAAAAGAACGUGUUCUGAGAUUACUUUUUGCCAAAAUGAAUGGUGCAAAUCCAUGGAAGUACAGCAGAGUUUUGGCUACUUCAGCUCCAGCUCCUGCUGAUGCUAAAGAAGAAAGCAAAGUUGGCACAGAAAAUAUUUCUUCCAACCUAAUAUGUGUUACGCAGCAAUCUGAAUUAUCAGAGUCAUCAUCUUCUGCAGUAAUCCUUCCACAUAUUGAGAUGUUAACAGAGUAAGGCAGCUGUACACUUUAUGUGAACAAGAACAAUAUCCAUAGCAAUUACUGACUCAUCUAUAUUUUUCAUUUUGGAAGUUACCUUGUGAGCAAAGCUGCAAUUCUAAGUCUUCCUUCUGUUAAUGCUGCUGCUUUGACUACAAAUUUAAAAUUCAUCUGAAAUACAACAAUUUUCCUCCUUCUUAAAAUAAAGAUCUUAUUCUUUCCAAAGCCAGGAGCUAGGAUGACCCUAUACAUAGCACUGAAGUGGUUAGAACUCUGUGUAGGUGGUGCUGUAAUUUGAUUGAGAUACUUUUUCAGCUAGCAAUAGAGUUCUGUAUGUGAAGUUUAAGAGCUUUUGUGAUCAAGUGGUAAGUAUGUGGAAAAAAACAAGGCAUUCCUUGAAAUGCUGUAUGAGGAUAUUGGUGCAGAAGUCCUUGAAAUACUGUAAAAGGAAGAUGUAUACACUGAUUACAGGAAACACAGACCAGCCUCUGUGAAGGGGAACAAAGUCAAUGUAACACCUACAGAAUAUUUUAGCAAGGAACAGUCAUUUUCUGCAGAAAUGUAUUAGCAAGUUUUUUUAAUUCACAAUCAAAUUGCAAGGUGAGAAUUUCCCUCUAGAGUAUAGCAGAAGAAAAAGUAAGAUACAAACAUAAGAGUAACUGCUGUGGAUCCAACAAAUACAUAACUGUCACUUACAAGGAAUCUUAAUCUGAAGGCAGGAUACAAAGUCUUCACAUUCAAGUUGUUUAAUUAGAACAGGUAAUGAUUACAAUCAUUAGAAUAAUAUUAUUUUUCCAUGAGUACUUGAAUGAGUUCCCUGCAGAUCCCUCAUGGCUGCAUCAUCUUCCAGGAUGCAAGAAUAAAAGUAGAGGGUCUCCAGCUCCAAAAGCACAUACUCUUAAGAACAGGGUAUAUCAAGACCCUUCUCUUGUAAUGGGACCUGCAGACCCUAGGGAACAUGCCUGUGUUUGAGCAAAUGUGAGAAGGUGUCAAGUCAAUCAUCACAAGAAAUACAGCUAUAGUCAGGGAAAAAAAACAGGCCUGGCUGUUUUGCGAUUAAAACAUGUUCUCUCUACCUACUGACCUGUCUAUUCUUCUUACUGCCCAGACUCACAUGAUCCCGUGAU